Diospyros lotus (date-plum) is the source of this 3218-nucleotide messenger RNA. Its product is annotated as probable methyltransferase PMT26. The record is from RefSeq and is a predicted model, not a curated record. Gene Ontology annotation, cellular component: cytoplasm; trans-Golgi network; endosome. The transcript is spliced from 9 exons. The coding region runs from base 293 to 2812 and encodes 839 amino acids. Lineage: Eukaryota; Viridiplantae; Streptophyta; Magnoliopsida; Ericales; Ebenaceae. Gene Ontology annotation, molecular function: methyltransferase activity.
CCCUUCUCUCUCUAAAUCGCCACCGACUUUCGGCGCUCUGCCUCGCGUGAAUUGCCACUGCUGCGCGUAAUAUAGUACUAAUACUAAUAAACAAAUCGAUUACAAAUACUAGCGCCUCAUCAAGGAGGAAGAUCUCACUGUGUAUAUCUCUCUCUCUCUCUCUGCCGUCUCUCCUCACAGGGAGCUUCGGGAUGGAGCAAUAACCAUCAGCUGCUCUUCUCUUCUCGGAUCUGUCGGCUGGGUUUGUUAGCGAAGGUGUAGAACUUCUAGGGAAACCUUGGUAUUAAUAAAGAUGGCGUUAGGUAAAUACUCUAGAGUUGAUGGUAGAAAAUCUUCUUCGAGUUACUGUUCAACAGUGACUCUGGUAGUGUUUGUGGCCCUUUGCUUAGUUGGGGUGUGGAUGAUGACAUCGUCUUCUGUAGUCCCUGUUCAGAAUGCGGAUGUGGCUUCUCAGGAGAAAAAGAAUCAGGUGAAGGAACAAGCAAAUGAAAGCAAUGAGAGCACUGUGAGGAAUGAGAAUAACGAGAGCACUGUGAGCAAUGAGAAUAACGAGAGCAAUCCUAAGCAGUUUGAGGAUAACCCUGGUGAUUUACCCGAGGAUGCUACAAAAGGGGACACCAAUGUGAAUUCAGCUAAGGAGGAAAAUAAUGAGCCUCAGGAAAACAAAAGUGCUUCUGAAAAGACAAGUGAGGAUGCUGCUGUUGAAAAUGAAGAAGAGAAGCUCGUGAAGAAAGAGGAUGAGACUAAGUUUGAAGAUGUGUCCAAAACUGAGACAGAGAAUCACGAAGCACAAACUGAAGACGGUGAAUCCAAGGCAAAGAACAAAGAUUCUGAAGCAGGGGAUACAACAACAGAUAGCACUGAUGAUAAUUCUAGUAUGCAACAGGAUUCUGAUGAAGGCUCAAAUGAGAAAAAGGGCAAUCUAGACGAGAAUGAGAAGAAAUCAGAGGAGAAUUCUAAUGAGACUAAAGAUGGGCAAAAUGUGGAUGGUCAGAUAGAAGAGAAGGUGGAUCAGAAUGAAGAUAAGGAGUCUGAUCAGACAUCUGAAAAGAAGAAGGAUGGUCAGGCUAAAGAUCUCGCCUCAAGUGAGGUGUUUCCCUCUGGGGCUCAAUCUGAGCUUUUGAAUGAAACUACAACUCAAACUGGGGCUUGGGCAACUCAAGCAACAGAGUCAAAGAAUGAAAAAGAAGCACAGACUCCUUCAAAGCCAAAUUGGAAACUAUGCAAUGUCACUGCUGGACCAGAUUACAUCCCGUGCCUUGACAAUUGGCAAGCAAUUAGGAGUCUUCGAUCUACUAAACACUAUGAACAUAGGGAGAGACACUGUCCAGAGGAGCCACCCACCUGCCUUGUUCCACUUCCUGAAGGAUACCAACGCCCAAUUGAAUGGCCAACCAGCAGGGAAAAGAUAUGGUACCAUAAUGUUCCCCAUACCAAACUUGCACAGAUUAAAGGCCACCAGAAUUGGGUCAAAGUUAGUGGCGAUUACCUUACUUUUCCUGGUGGUGGGACCCAGUUUAAGAAUGGUGCUCUUCAUUACAUCGAUGUUAUUCAACAGGCCAUCCCUGAUAUUGCCUGGGGAAAACGAACCCGUGUUGUAUUAGAUGUUGGAUGUGGAGUUGCUAGCUUUGGAGGCUUUCUGUUUGAAAGAGAUGUUCUGACCAUGUCAUUUGCCCCAAAAGAUGAACAUGAAGCGCAGGUUCAGUUUGCGCUUGAAAGAGGAAUUCCCGCUAUCUCAGCAGUAAUGGGCACCAAGAGACUUCAGUUCCCGGGCAGAGUCUUUGAUGUUGUCCACUGUGCACGUUGUAGGGUCCCCUGGCAUAUAGAAGGUGGUAAACUUCUACUAGAGCUAAAUCGUGUAUUGCGACCUGGUGGUUUCUUUAUCUGGUCAGCUACUCCUAUUUACCAGAAACUUCCUGACGAUGUUGCUAUUUGGCAAGCCAUGAAAGAACUGACAAAGUCAAUGUGCUGGGAAGUUGUAUCAAUAACUAGGGAUACAGUGAAUGGAGUGGGAAUUGCUGUAUAUCAAAAACCUACUACAAAUGAGUGCUAUGAGAAAAGAACACAAAACGUUCCUCCUGUCUGUCAAGAAUCUGAUGAUCCUAAUGCAGCCUGGAAUGUGCCACUGCAAGCAUGCAUGCACAAAAUUCCUGUUGUUGAAACAGAACGCGGAUCUAAAUGGCCAAAACAGUGGCCAGCACGAGUGGAACAACCACCGUACUGGUUGUUGAGUUCCCAGGUUGGAGUCUAUGGCAAAGCAGCCCCUGAAGAUUUCACUGCAGACUAUCAGCAUUGGAAACGAGUGGUGGCUAAAUCAUAUCUAACUGGAAUGGGAAUAAACUGGUCAUCUGUCAGGAAUGUUAUGGACAUGAAAGCUAUCUAUGGAGGAUUUGCUGCUGCUCUAAGAGACUUGAAGGUGUGGGUCAUGAAUGUGGUGCCAAUAGACUCUCCAGAUACACUACCUAUAAUUUAUGAACGAGGUCUGUUUGGAAUGUACCAUGAUUGGUGUGAAUCAUUUAGCACCUAUCCUAGAUCUUAUGAUCUUCUUCACGCGGACCAUCUCUUCUCCAAAGUUAAAAAGAGAUGCAAUUUAGUGGCUGUGGUUGCUGAGGUUGAUCGGAUUCUAAGACCAGAGGGAAAACUUAUCGUUCGCGACAAGGUGGAGAUCAUCAACGAGGUGGAGAGCUUGGUGAAGGCUAUGCACUGGGAGGUCCGGCUGACGUACUCCAAGGACAAGGAGGGAAUAUUAUGCGUCCAGAAGACAGUCUGGCGCCCCACAGAGGUAGAGACGGUCGCAUAUGCCAUUGCUUAACCCCCCCUACCAUGUUCUCCAGUCUUCUUGCUAAGUAAGUACUCGUACUCGUUAGGUCUUAAAGCUACGGAUAAUAGUUUAAUUCUUUUCUAUUUUAUUUUUGUCGCCUAAUAUCGUAUCAUGGUAAUUGUAAUUUUCCUUGCCCCCCCCCCCCCCCCCCCCCCAUGUAUCAUUUUGUGUCGGCGUCGGGUAGUGCCUCACCCUUUUCCAUCUUUAGAGGUUUUUGGUUUCUUCAAUUUGGAAGUCAUAUUUGGGUGUCAAGUGUAAUGUUAGAUUCUUAUUUAUUGGUGAAAAGUGAAACCAUUUUUGAAAGUGUAAAGCUGUCGCUGGAUGGUUAGAAAUGCCUGAUGUGAUGUUACUUUUGAGAUUCCAGAAUGAUAAUAGUGCACCGAUGAUUCCUUUGCCC